AUGCAAAGCAAAACAUUUACUUCUCGUCAACUUUCCAUGAUACUCUUAUCAUGCUGCUCCUUACUUGGGGUAGGAUGCUUCAUGUAUGCUGUUGACUUAUCGUUUUUGCAAGACAAAAUUUCUGCUAUCUCUAAAAGAGAUAAUGGUUUCGAAUUCGGAAUCUAUUCAAACAAUGUCAGAGUUGAUACUAAUAGUCGUUUCCCUUCUGAACAACCUUGGAGCGAAAGAAAAGGUGGCGUGGUCCAAGCCUUACAAUCUAGAAAUGAAAAUAGUCCUACAUUGGUUGGUUUACAGGAAUUGAAACAUAACCAAUUGGUUGAUGUUUUAGAAGGCUUGAACGGUAAUAAUAAUAGUUCUCCAUGGACCCACUUUGGUGUUGGGAGAGACGAUGGUGUAGAGAAAGGGGAAUAUGCUGCCAUAUUGUAUAACACUAACGAAUGGAACCUCUUAAACGGUACAUAUAAAUGGUUAAGUGAAACCCCUGAUACCCCAAGUAUCGCUUGGGGUGCUGCUACUAUUAGAAUUGUUACUAUGACCACCAUGCAACACAAAAAAUCAGGCAAGGUUGUUAACUUCUUCAAUACCCAUUUUGAUCAAAAGUCAGAAGAAGCAAGACAAAAGUCUGCUGAUUUAAUUUCCGGCUGGAUCCAAGAAAUUCCAAACGAUUAUCCUACUUUCUUGAGUGGUGAUUUCAAUUCCAUUUCCUCCGAUGUUGCCUAUCAAACCCUUCAAAAGAGCAUGAAGGAUUCAAACACCGUUGCUUACGAGCAUAUCAAUGGUGAUUAUCCUACUUAUACUGGUUUUGAAAAAAAUGAUAACCAAUCUAUCAUUGACUUUAUCUGGUCUCCUUUAGACACUAACCAAGAGAACUCCAAUACUUACGCCCUUGAAUAUGAAGUUCUUGAUAACAUGUACAAUGGUUCCAGAUUCAGUGAUCAUAGACCAGUCAAUGUCCACUUUAAAGUGUACGAAUAA
Molecule: messenger RNA, 975 nt
Organism: Debaryomyces fabryi
Lineage: Eukaryota; Fungi; Ascomycota; Pichiomycetes; Serinales; Debaryomycetaceae
Exons: 1
Coding region: 1-975 (324 amino acids)
Molecular function (GO): 3'-5'-RNA exonuclease activity
Source: RefSeq, a predicted model, not a curated record